UAACCUCAUUUUCUGCUCCGUUCUUCAUCACUUUACAAGCAAAAAAAGGAAGAAGAAGAUCAAAGAGAGAAAAUCCAAGAUGGGAAGAGGAAAAAUCGAGAUCAAGAGGAUUGAGAACUCAACUAACAGGCAUGUGACUUACUCAAAGAGAAGGAACGGUAUCAUGAAGAAAGCUAAAGAGAUUACUGUUCUUUGUGAUGCCAAAGUUUCUCUCAUCAUCUUUGCUAGUUCCGGGAAGAUGCAUGAAUAUUGCAGCCCUUCAACCGAGUUGAUUAGUAUUCUGGACGAAUAUCAUAGAACUUCUGGGAAAAAGCUGUGGGAUGCUAAACAUGAGAAUCUCAGCAAUGAAAUAGAUAGAAUCAAGAAAGAGAAUGACAGCAUGCAGAUUGAACUCAGGCAUUUGAAAGGAGAGGAUAUCACAUCUUUGCCUUACAAGGAGCUGAUGGCCUUAGAGGAUGCCCUUGAGAAUGGUCUCACCUGUGUCCGUGCCAAGCAGAUGGAUGUUCUUGAUGUGGCAAGGAAAAAUACGAAAUUCUUGGAGGAUGACAAUAAGCAGCUGCAUUUCAUUAUGACCCAACAGCAAAUGUCAUUCGACACGAGAGUGCAGAUGGAUCACCAGGGAUACCAGCGGGCUGCUCACGACGCGGCAGACUACAACUCGCAGAUUCCUUUCGCGUUCCGAGUGCAGCCAAUGCAACCAAACUUACAUGAGAGGAUGUAAUGGAAGAUUGCAAGGGAGUUGAGGGCUGCUGCAGUUAUCUUAUUAUAGCUCAAGCUACCUAUAUAUUAGCCAAGUUGAGAGCCUGAAAUUCUCUAGCAUGGAGGGCGUUUCUGAAGAAUAAUAGUAGCUUUGAAGUUUAUGAAUAUUUCAGGGUUUGUAACAAUCUUAGUACUAUAUAUCAACUGGUAACUUGAUCUUUAUGAACAAUCUCUUAUGUACUUUGAGGCAACAUAUAUGCGUCACUAUAAAUUUAAGUAUGUUUGUGUAUUAUCAA
Hibiscus syriacus is the source of this 995-nucleotide messenger RNA. Its product is annotated as agamous-like MADS-box protein MADS9. Bases 80 to 721 code for a protein of 213 amino acids. The transcript has 7 exons. Gene Ontology annotation, molecular function: DNA-binding transcription factor activity, RNA polymerase II-specific; protein dimerization activity; RNA polymerase II cis-regulatory region sequence-specific DNA binding. The record is from RefSeq and is a predicted model, not a curated record. Gene Ontology annotation, biological process: positive regulation of transcription by RNA polymerase II. Gene Ontology annotation, cellular component: nucleus. Lineage: Eukaryota; Viridiplantae; Streptophyta; Magnoliopsida; Malvales; Malvaceae.